Messenger RNA from Blepharisma stoltei, 2608 nucleotides. The record is from the annotation of a GenBank genome assembly. NCBI's taxonomy places the organism in Eukaryota, Ciliophora, Heterotrichea, Heterotrichida, Blepharismidae.
AUGAUAAAUAUUAUGGAUAUUAUCAAGAAUAUCUCUAGGACUAUUGAAAAAAUUCCAAAUGCGAUUUUAGGAUCACUUUGCUUGGUUGGGAUUUAUAAAUCAAUAGCGUUUUUAAAAGGACUAGCUCAGAUAUAUUAUGAAUCUUGGCAGAGCUGUAUAGACUUCAAAAAAAGAUAUGGAAGUGACUCAUGGGUCCUGGUAACUGGUGGCGCGAAUGGAAUUGGAAAAUCCUGGGUCGAAAGUUUUGCUAGAAGAGGUUUUAACAUAAUUAUUCUUGACAUAGAUGAAAAAGCUCAUGAAGUUAAAGAAAUAAUUGAAAAAGAAUACAAAGUUAAAGCACAUGUAAUCAUAUGUGACUUGACUGACCAAGAAGCAAUUUCACAGUUAAUAUAUCAAGUUAAAGGCUUUGAUAUUUCUAUCCUCGUCUGCAAUGCAGGUGUCCAUCAUCAUGGAGACGUUUCUAAACAACCCAUAGAAAGCAUUAUGAAGCUCAUCAACGUCAAUAUUGUUAGCACAACCUUAAUGAUUAAAACAUUACUACCUAAUUUAUUAUAAAUAUAAUAAAUAGCGAAGUUGACGGAAAUUGGACCCAGAGGCGCAUUCCUGAUGGAGCAGAUAGGAACAAUACUAAUAAAGAUGAAAUCAAUACCUUUGUCCUGUUUUUGAACUAGGCAUUCAGGUUUAGGGAUGCCUGUCGAAGAGGGAAGUUUGUUUCUCGCAGAAGGCUUUCCUGAGCUAGAGAGGUUUUGCCUACACAUAGUCUUCUCUCAUCGGAACUAUCGGGACAUUCUAUAGACAAUAGCUCUGCCCUAUAGAGCUAAUCCCUCUGGACAUGCGGUUCUUAAUCUUAAUUAGGAGAUUAUCAGCUGCUAAGCUGUUAUUUGUGACGCAGUCACCCAGACCCGAAGGUUCCUCCGCUUUGCGACGCCGCCUACAGGACUCCAACUUAAUGGCUAGCCUGCUCUGUUGAACUUCGCCUCCUUGCAAGCUACAACCUUGCUCCAGUGUUGAGUGGGGCAGAUUUAGGAUAAUUAAAUAUGGCGUCUCCACCUGACAUGGCCUUCGGCCAUGUAGCUUCCGAGCACAUAUUUAAUUAUAUCCGGCAAGGUUUUGCUAACUCAGAAAAGGGCAACAAUGCUAGGUAAGCAAUUCUGGUACUGAACAGAGCCUAGCCCAUGCCCACUUUCAGAGUUGGAUUUUUCCUCAAGGGUAAGGUGGGUUCAGACUUGGAAAGGGCAAGCCCAGCAGAGUCUACAGGGAACACCUAGACCAUUCGGGCAAUUGCCUAGCGUGAAACCGGGCGUUACGUCCCGGGGUCUUGACUUCCACAUUUUGCCGAUAGGUGACCAGAAAUUUCAUUUUUUGAAAUUUCUGUGUGGCCAACCUUGACUCGCAGCAGCCGCAGAAGUCCACAGCCAGCCCACUCAACAUAUCGCCCGAAAGGGGAGGAGAAGACGUCUUUGGGGAAAUCGACACUUCUGAUUUCCAUGGCAGUAGGGUCUCAAGAAGAUGAAGGAAGGGGUCCGAGCUGAUCAGCUGCCCAGCAAAUCCUUUUCCCAGUCGAUCAAGGUGGAGCCGAAGAUGGCGCAAAACUGGUGAACCCUCACGGGUCCGUGGUGACUGCGUUAACAAUAUGGCAGUAGCCUACUAGUAAUAACGAUAACGAUAACGAGUGGGCAGAUUUAGGAAUUCUGAGGCCUUGCUUGAGGCUGUGAGAUAGAAGGUUGUCCAUCCAAAAAAUUUGAAAAACAAAUUUUCUGGUAAGACUGUUGGCUAAAAUGGAAAUCCAAAGCUUGGGACGUAACGCCCAGUUUCACACUAGGAAGUUGCCCGAUUGAUCAGGAGGAUCCUUCCUGAUAUUGCUGAGCUUCCCCUUUCCAACUUUGGCUCCACUUCCCCUUGAGGUAAAACCCUUGGUGUCAGAAUGAGCUGCGGUCGACUAAACUCGACGUUGCGCUCCACUAAGCCAAGGUAAAACCUAGCCGGAUACACAUUCCGAGCGUUUUACUCCCUUCCACAAGGUCCCCUACGAACGCAGGCUGCAGGUGCUGAGAGUUAGGCUGGAUCACCUGUCGCCAUUUUUAUGUAUAUCUUGGACAUGCGUUCAGGCGGGAAAUCCAAAGAACGACCUUUUGGAGCCAAUAUUUGCAACGACUAGUGGGUUUACCCGCUUAUGGCCAGCAUAACCUUUAACCUAGCUUAACUAAAUCUAUUAUACAGAUCCCAAAAAUCUGCUAUAAUAGUCAUGUCAUCUAGAAGUGGCUUUGCUAGUUUCCCCUACUCCUCUAUAUAUGCAGCCACAAAGGCUUAUUUAAGAAUUUUAUGCAUGUCGUUUUAUCAAGAAAUAAAAGAAAAAAUCGACAUUUUGUGUGUCCAACCAUUAAUAGUUAGCACUCCUAUGACUAGACAUAUUAAGGUAGGAGGGAUUAUUUGUUCAUCAGAAGACUGCGUAGAAUCAGCAAUCACAUCGCUCGGGCGCAGAUUAGAAACCUGUGGCACAAGGGCUCAUAAGCUUGUAGAUUGGUAUAUCAGUGGGAAGAAUCUUGACGAAAAAGCAGAAUUUUCAGCAAAUAUGAUAAGAAGCCAGUUCAAAUUGAAAAAACCAUAA